This is a messenger RNA of Limulus polyphemus (Atlantic horseshoe crab), 1562 nucleotides long. Its product is annotated as hyaluronidase-like. Gene Ontology annotation, biological process: defense response; hyaluronan catabolic process; carbohydrate metabolic process. The coding region runs from base 68 to 1195 and encodes 375 amino acids. The record is from RefSeq and is a predicted model, not a curated record. Lineage: Eukaryota; Metazoa; Arthropoda; Merostomata; Xiphosura; Limulidae. The transcript has 5 exons. Gene Ontology annotation, molecular function: hyalurononglucosaminidase activity.
UCACGUAGCACGUGACAGAUCACGUGAAUGGUGUUUUAUGUUUCGUUAGAGAUGAGAAUAUCAGGAGAUGGAAGUUUUCCAACAGUUUGUAAUUGUAUUUGGUGUAUUAGCUUAUUUGAAAAUUUAUGACGCUAAUAAUUUGGUCGAGUUAAAAAUUUUCUAUAGCAGUGAAGACGAAUUAUACAUCUCAAACGCACACUACGAUGUUAAAAGAGACAAACUCCAGACCUACGGUCGAAAACCAAAGUUUUCUGUCGUCUGGAAUAUUCCUAGCGAUAAAUGUCAUAGUUUUGGCUGUUUUUUAAAUCUUAGUUAUUAUGAUAUUAUUUCGAAUUUAAAUGAAAAUUUCACUGGUAAUUCCAUUAAUAUAUUUUAUAAUAUUGGUUUAUUUCCAUAUAUCGACGACAACAAUCAAUGGUUCAAUGGAGGUCUUCCUCAAUUAGGGAACUUAACCCAUCACCUGGAGAUAGUGAAAAGAGAUGUGGAAGAAACAAUUCCUAAACGAGACUUUUGUGGUCUUGGUAUCAUUGAUCAAGAGAAAUGGCGACCUAUUUGGGAACGAGACUGGGACAGAAUGGAAGUUUACCGCUCAGAAUCAAGAAAACUAGUUCGUAAAGAACACCCAACAUGGAACCCAGAUGACAUUGAAAAAGAAGCCAAACGUCAGUUUGAAUUAUCUGCCAGAGCAUUUAUGGAAACGACACUACAAGUAAUAACGGCCUUAAGACCUUGGGGUUCGUGGGGCUACUAUAGUUUUCCAGAUUGUUAUAAUCACUAUCCAGGUCAGAGGGACUGCUCUGAAAAAGUAAAGGAAGAAAAUGACAGAUUAUCGUGGUUAUUUGAAGCAAGCAGGGCUCUUUAUCCAUCAAUCUACCUGUCACAUACAGGUAUGUCACCAGACGAAAGAGCACUGUACGUUUAUGGUCACCUUUCAGAGACUCGCCGCGUCAUGAAGUCUGUGAAACAUAAAAUUAGAGCAUAUCCUUACAUGAGAAUAUUUUACAGGGAUUAUGAUCGGGAGUACUGCUUGACAGACCUGUUCAACACCAUGGGACAAGCCUUCAAAUUCAAAAUGGAUGGUGUGGUUGUAUGGGAAAAACAGGCUGCAGUUUUAACUAAAUAUGGAUGUUUUCGACUUCAGCAUUAUGUUCAACAGUUCCUUGGCCCUUUGGCUAAAUACUUAAGUAGUCUCUAAUAAGUAUUGUGUACAAAAAUGUAUGUACAAAAAAAACACAUGUUGUUUCACUCCAUUUCAAAAUUCCCCAAUUCUGUCAUCUUGAAGAAGAACGUUCAGCUUCCUUGCAAUUCUUAACAAAUAGUCAAACUUAGAUUCAAGACUUUUCAAGCUGUAAUGAGUUUAUACUGAAGGAAACUUUAUUAUAAGUCUGGUUGUAGAGACACUUCAGCAUUCCAACAUCUGCUUUCACCAGUGCCGAAACAUCAUCCUGCAAAACGUUACUUCAGCCAAGCAGUUCAAACUUUUAAAUUCCUCUCCAGUGUUAAUAGUGGCAACUUUCAUGUAUAAUAUCACCAAAUAAAGCAUGUUUGAAUUUAUACGACAA